Molecule: messenger RNA, 486 nt
Organism: Camelina sativa (false flax)
Lineage: Eukaryota; Viridiplantae; Streptophyta; Magnoliopsida; Brassicales; Brassicaceae
Source: RefSeq, a predicted model, not a curated record
AUGAUAUCGAGCCAGAUAGAGCCUAUUCUUUACCCUCGUUUGCUUCUUCUUCUUGAAUUUGAUUCUUCUUGGACACUCGAAUCCAACCUAGAAGAUCUCGACCUCGACCUCCAAGAUUACAAACCAUCUGUACCGCUAAAACAAGUCCCAAACGGCGACGUUUUCGAAGGUUCACGCGCCGGUGAUGUCGAUAGGCUCCGGUACCUUCUCGAAACCGGAGUCAACGUCAACGCACGUGACCGUUGGGACUCUGUUGCUCUCUACUACGCUUGUCUCGCUGGUCAUAUCGAUGAUGCUCGAUUGCUUCUAGAGAACGGUGCGAUUUGUUCUGAACAUACUUUUGAUGGUGCUCGUUGUCACUACGCUUCUCUUGAUUUAAGGAUUCGGAAGCUUCUUAAGGCCUUUGAAGCUUGUCCUCCUCCGCUUGGUCCAUUGCAAGCUUCACUUAGGGAAACGUUUUUGGGAUAUUGUCAUAAUCGUAUCUGA